GACCCGUGUUCCGUCACUGGCGAUGCAGUGCGAUUGUUAGUCAUUCACUUGAUCGCCUAGCGUUGAGGCGUACGUAUCGAAUUUCUGUUGUUCCGUCCGUUCCGUUCCGGACUGUUUAAACGUUGUUCAAUAAUUCAAAGUUGUGGUGUAUCAACAUUGAUCGUUGGUGGACUGAAUGAUUUCAGGUCCGCGUAGUCCCCCCCUCCAAGUGUGUUCGGGAAUCAAUCAAUGCAUCAACAGUGGAGUGGUGUCAUCAAUAGAAGUCGCAAGUGCCCGAGAAUGAAUGUGUAUAUGUGAUUGAGACACGAAACGGGGUAUCCUCACACGGUGCUUACACGCAUGGGAGCCGAUUGAUGAAAGGAUAUAACGGUAAAUUAAUUGAACGACGACAGCGGUAAGCUUUAGCGUUGCUGCCGCAAAAGGAUUAGUUCAGUUCAGUGUGUGGAGGUGUGUGGCUCAUAAGACAAAGUGGAGAUUCGCUAGGUUGGAUUAAGUGCAAAGUGGCGAAUUCAAGAUUGAAUCUGACUGACUGAAGAAUACACACGGAUUCGUGUGUUGGGCGUGGUAGGAGAUUGUAGCCGAAGGCGCCAGAAGAAGCGGCAAGUGGAACACAAUUCUGCGGAUGGUCUUCGUUGGAACUACAAAAUGACAAUGUCCCAACUACUGAAGCAAACGAAGAAAUGUUGCGUGAAGAUAAUCAGAAAGUUCUCCAGCGGCACCCCGUCAUCGGGCGGCGGCACCGGAGACAGCGAUGUCGUUACCAGCAGCGGCCGCUCAAUUUCCCUGAAUAACCGGGCGACCGCAAAGUAUGUGCUGCACAAAAAUUGCACUCCCACGCGGUGCAAGAUUCAGCCCACAGUGCCGGAGGGCUUCGGGGAGGCGACGGCCAGCUGGACGGAUGAGCCGGCGCCCGUUUCACCCGUGCGGCGACGGCUCGAGGGUUUGUCACCCUCCACACCCACGGAAAAGGAGGUCCCGGUUACGCAGAACAACUAUCGGGCCAGCAGGGACGCGAAGAACCAGCCCAAGAAGCGGACCAACAUCAACAGCAAUAAGAAUGUGAACAUUCGGAAGUGUUUCCGGCUGCGGAAGGGAUUCAAGGAUGAGUUGGGGGGCGAGGAGAUGAACAACGGUAACGGCGCGGUGGUGUCAUCGAAGCUGGAUAAAAUAAACAAAACGUUGUACCUUGUGGCGAGGGGUGGUCCCCACCAGGAUGAGGAUGUUGUGUAUAGCGAGAGCAAAGCGUUUGGUGGCGUCAAUGCGAAUAACCUCAAUUCGCAAGCCAGUGAGAAAAGUAAAAUUUCCAAGCCAUUAUUCCUGAGCGCGAAGCAGAAAAAGUACAACCAAAUCGAGACCCAAUUCAGCGCCGAUGAUGACGUAGAAUUCGACCGUCUCAACGAUGAUGAGAUCGUGCCAUACGAGAUGGAUGCAAUUCGGGCGGAAAGCAGCUCCCACGAUGGCAGCCGAUUACAGUUCGAACUGAGUCAGCCACUCCCGGAAACAAGUGGAUCACCUCGACCCGGCGGCAGCACCAGCAUCAGCAAUAACUACGAAGAAGUCGUAUUCGAGAAGGUGAAAUUCGACCAGAAUAAGCGAUAUCUCCGGAACGGCACCACCAGCUCUCCGUCCACCGCUAGCAACCUUUCGCACAGCGGCUCAUGCGUGGCCCAUUCUGCCGGAAGCGUGUUCGAAUAUGACCCCGACCAUCCGCUCUCGCAAUAUGCUGGUGUAGCCAGCAAAAGCGAGGACUUCAUCGACUCUUGGCGAAACUACAACGUCAACAGUCGGUGGAACAAAGUCGCCAAAAACCCAUGGGACGCGGAAGUGCAGAAAGCGGAAUCACCGGUAAUGUUCGCCCACGAGCACCCCUCGUGGAGCAACUUCAUCGACGAAUCACCCCGCGAAUCCAGCAGUCCUGCACCAGCAGCACAACAGCAUCGAUCCUCCGCGGGGAAAACAUACCCUCCGCCCUAUCAGGUGCGCACCGACAUCUGGCAGAAUCUGAACAACAAAAACUACGAAAUUGACUCGGACGUGUUCUGGCGGACGUCGAACUCGUCGCGACGUACCUCGGCCAGCACCGUCGAGACAUGGAUUGAGGACGAAGCAUUCGACAACUCCUUCAACGAGGAGCUGGAACGGCGAUGUGCCACACUCAAGAUCUAGAAAACGUGAGGGAGGGAGAGCAAGAAGGGCGGAGCAAUGUCCAAGGCUCGCACGUGAAACUUAGUUUUUUUGAAGCAUGUGAUAUUACACCUAUUAAUAUAUAAAACAAGAGUAAAGAUAAUCGAACCGAACAAAUCUAAGUCUAGUUUAGUUUAUUUUAUAUUCGAGAAUUCGACCUUUGUGUUUGCUGUUUUGUGAUUUUAUUUUCAGUUGAUUAAACAAAUGAUCUCAGCUAGCGUACGAAUAUACUUUUAGCUUUUAUUUAACUUGAACCGAUUUAUAUAUUCCUCCCGGAAAUUUGUUUUAACAUAGAUAUAUAAUAUAAUGACUCUAGCGUGUAAGGUCGUCAUGUUUUCUACCUUGUACCUUCACCUCGAAGAAAAAAAGUAACUCGAAUCAAGAGGAGAAGCUCACACAAAAAAUAGGGCGCCGCCCGGCGUACAGGAAAUCUAAUAUUCGUGAGAAUAGGUCGAAACCGUACGGGCUCUGCGGGCGGGUUCGUGUGCCGUAUGGAGACCCCGAAAAGAAUAAUUGCAGGAAAAAAGUUAACGUGAAUUUUUCUAUUUCCUUUCUCUCCUUUUGAAUUCCAUACCUCCUACUUAUAAUGCAAUCAGCGAUGACCUUGUUCGGUAGCUUGUGAAUGAGGAACAAAACAAAAAGUCAUGGUUAAAUGGACGGUUUAACAAAAUCAGCGAAAAUCAGAUACCUAAUAAAGAGAAAAUAUGAAAAGCAAA
Messenger RNA from Toxorhynchites rutilus septentrionalis, 2900 nucleotides. RefSeq lists its product as uncharacterized. The coding region runs from base 646 to 2166 and encodes 506 amino acids. NCBI's taxonomy places the organism in Eukaryota, Metazoa, Arthropoda, Insecta, Diptera, Culicidae. The transcript is spliced from 2 exons. The record is from RefSeq and is a predicted model, not a curated record.